GUCUUCAUCACUAUUCUUGGAUGCUCACUCCUAGUAUUCGUUGUUUGUUUGCUCGGCCUUCUUGUGCUUUUUAAGACGAAAAAAUUCCACUAUACGAGACUCUCUCUCCAUCUCUCUAUCCCUAAACCCGAGAUUCAAUCUCACUUCUCAGUCCUCCGGCGAAACAAAUUUUAAUCCUUGAUUGUGUAUGUAAUGGGUGGUUGGCAAAACUAGCAAUGUUGAUUCUUUCAGGCGAAUUUUACAGCAUUAUUUUUCUCUGUUUGCCUCUGCUUCUCUGUUUCUCCGGUGAUGUUCUCACCGCCGGCUCGACUGAAUUCGACUUCGGGACGUUGACUCUGAGCAGUUUGAGGCUUCUCGGGGACGCUCAUUUGAGUAAUGGGAGCGUGAGGCUCACACGAGACCUUGCCGUUCCCAACUCCGGCGCCGGGAGGGUUCUGUAUAGUAAGCCGGUGAGAUUCCGUCAGCCGGACAGUCAUGUUACUGCGAGUUUCUCGACUUUCUUCUCCUUCUCUGUCAUAAAUCUCAACCCAUCUUCAAUCGGCGGUGGACUCACGUUUCUCAUUUCCCCGGACGACGAAGCCGUCGGUGAGGCCGGCGGAUUCCUUGGACUCAUCGAUAUGAAGGGUCUCUCCUCGGGCUUCGUUGCAGUAGAAUUCGACACUCUCAUGGACGUGGAGUUUAAAGACAUUAAUGGAAAUCAUGUGGGACUAGAUCUGAACAGCAUGGUAUCUUCGCAGGUUGGCGAUUUGGGAGCCAUCGGAAUCGAUCUUAAAAGCGGCGAUCUCGUGAACGUGUGGGUCGAAUACGACGGGUCAACUCAGUUGUUCAACAUAUCAGUGUCUUACUCCAAUCUCAAACCCAAAGAACCCCUUUUGUCUUUCGAUCUUGAUCUGGAUCAGUACGUGAACGAUUUCAUGUUUGUUGGGUUCUCCGGGUCGACUCAGGGCAGCACAGAGAUUCACAAUAUCGAGUGGUGGAGCUUCAGUUCAUCUUUUGAUGUGGUCUCGGCCACUGGGUCAUCAUCUCCACCACCUCCAACGGCUAGUUUGAUGAAUCCAACGGCUAAUUCAGUGAUCCCACCGCCACCACCAUCUAUGGCUCCUUCUGCUUCUGAUUCAGUCUCUCAUACGGCUAAGCCGUCUUCAUGCCAUAACCAGCUAUGUAAGCAAGGACCAGGCGCUGUUGCAGGAGUGGUAACAGCGGGAGCUUUUCUUGUUCUGUUUGCUGGUGUUCUUAUCUGGGUAUUCUCUAAAAAAUUCAAACAUGUGAAGAAAUCCGAGUCUCUGGCGUCAGAUGUCAUCAAAAUGCCUAAAGAAUUCACCUACAAGGAGCUCAAGUCUGCAACAAAAUGCUUCAAUUCGACUAGAAUUAUCGGGCACGGCGCGUUUGGGACGGUCUAUAAGGGUAUAAUACCGGACACAGGCGACAUUAUCGCGGUGAAGAGAUGUAGCCAUAGCACCCAGGGAAAGAACGAAUUUUUGUCUGAGUUAUCCAUAAUUGGAAGUCUCAGGCAUAGGAAUCUCGUCAGGCUUCAAGGUUGGUGCCACGAGAAAGGUGAAAUUCUGUUGGUCUAUGAUUUGAUGCUGAAUGGGAGUCUUGAUAAAGCCCUGUUUGAAGCCAGAACACCUUUGCCAUGGUCCCAUAGAAGAAAGAUCCUAAUGGGCGUUGCCUCUGCUCUGGCCUACUUGCACGAAGAAUGUGAAAACCAGGUCAUCCACAGAGAUAUCAAGACCAGCAACAUAAUGUUGGACGAAGGCUUCAAUGCCCGGUUAGGAGAUUUCGGCUUGGCAAGGCAAAUUGAGCACGAUAAGUCGCCGGACGCAACAGUCGCAGCCGGAACAAUGGGGUACCUGGCCCCUGAGUAUCUCCUCACUGGAAGAGCAACUGAUAAGACCGACGUGUUCAGCUACGGAGCCGUGGUUCUAGAGGUGGCCAGUGGAAGGCGGCCCAUUGAGAAAGACACAAGUGGGGUUGGAAAAAAUUUAGUGAGCAGCAAUUUGGUGGAAUGGGUGUGGAGUUUACACAGAGAAGGAAGGCUGUUGACCGCAGCAGACGCAAGGCUUGGAGGAGAGUUCGAGGAGGGAGAAAUGAGGAGGGUGCUGAUGGUUGGACUGUCUUGCUCACACCCAGACCCAAACGCUAGACCCACAAUGAGGGGCGUGGUCCAGAUGCUGGUGGGCGAGGCUGAAGUCCCCAUUGUCCCAAGAGCAAAGCCUUCCAUGAGUUUCAGCACAUCCCAUCUCUUGCUGAGCUUGCAGGACAGUGUGUCCGACUUCAAUGGCAUGAUCACUAUCUCCACCUCCUCAUCUGAUCACAGCUUCAACGGAGGUGCGGAACCGGUGUGAGUGAGUGAAUUUUCAUAUAUUUAUUCAUUUUCCUUUUACAUAAAAAUUCGUUUAUUUAUGUAUGUAAUGUAACACACAAUAACAGGCAAUCUCUAUGCAGAGGAAUGUUCAGAGA
Molecule: messenger RNA, 2460 nt
Organism: Vitis vinifera (wine grape)
Lineage: Eukaryota; Viridiplantae; Streptophyta; Magnoliopsida; Vitales; Vitaceae
Product: L-type lectin-domain containing receptor kinase VIII.1
Exons: 1
Coding region: 216-2345 (709 amino acids)
Biological process (GO): protein phosphorylation
Cellular component (GO): plasma membrane
Molecular function (GO): carbohydrate binding; protein kinase activity; ATP binding
Source: RefSeq, a predicted model, not a curated record